Messenger RNA from Pocillopora meandrina, 1351 nucleotides. NCBI's taxonomy places the organism in Eukaryota, Metazoa, Cnidaria, Anthozoa, Scleractinia, Pocilloporidae. The record is from the annotation of a GenBank genome assembly.
GAAACGAGAGAAUUAACACUGCUGUGUUAUGCUGAAAAUUUACUUUCCGAUGAUGAAUUUCUCGUUUUAUGGGAGAACAAUCAGUCAAGCAACCCAGAUUUUCCUUGGGAUAGUUAUGGUCCGUUCGACCUCGAAAACAUAGAUGAAGCCGAAUGCAAAGCAGAAUUUCGCGUAGAGAAAAGAGAUCUUCCUACACUAAGAGAAGUACUCGGGAUUCCACCCACUUUCAAAUGCCCACAGAGGACUAUAUGCGAUGGAAUGGAAGGACUGUGUAUGCUACUAAAACGGUUAGCUUAUCCUUGUCGUUACAGCGAUAUGAUCGCGCGUUUUGGAAGACCUGUUCCUGAACUGUGCAUGAUCACGAACCGAGUCAUGGAUUUUAUCUAUGAUGCACAUGGCCACCGAAUCACUCAGUGGAAUGACACCAUACUGAAUCCCAGAUUGCUUGAACAAUAUGCCACUGUCAUCACAGAAAAAGGAGCAGCUCUAGACAACUGUUUUGGCUUUGUUGAUGGUACCGUACGACCGAUCUCCAAACCAGGAGAUAUGCAGAGAAUCGUUUACAAUGGGCACAAGAGAGUACAUGCUCUCAAUUUUCAGUCGGUUGCCAUACCUAAUGGGCUCAUUGCCAAUAUGUUUGGCCCUGUGGGUAAGUGCCAUUGAACAAUAUUACUUUAAUACUGUUUGCAAAAAUAGGGGUAGCAUUGAUUUGAAUAACCUGAUGCAGUUUUUAAAGGACAUGGCUAAAAUUUAAUGAAAAGUCAUUUGCCUAUAUAUGGCAGUAUAUAAAAAGUACUGCUUGAUCUUAGAAGUUUGGAGCAAAUGUAAGAACAAAAGAUCACUACUAUCACUUCUGUUGCUGUAUAUUAAAAUUAGGAAGUUAUAGGUUGAACUAUAUAGUAAGUACCUUAAGUUUAUUACUUUGUUUUUCUUUACUUUAGAGGGUAGGAGGCAUGAUGCAGGGAUGUUGCAUGAUUCUGGGCUACUUCAAAACCUGGAAGCCUAUGCCUACUCAGCAACAGGGCUACCGAUGUGUUUGUAUGGUGACCCUGCUUAUCCCCGAAGAGUCCAUCUUCAGGGGCCAUUCCGGAACCCCCACCUUACUCCCUUGAUGGAAGCAUACAACAGUUCAAUGAGUUCAGUAAGGGUGUCUGUAGAGUGGUUAUUUGGAGAUAUCAUAGAAUAUUUCAAGUUCGUGGAUUUUAAAAAGAAUCUCAAGAUAGGAAUGAGCAGCAUUGGAAAGAUGUACAUUGUUUGUGCACUUCUGCAAAAUGCUUUGAGUUGCUUGUAUGGCAACAAUACUGCAACAUUUUUUGACCUUGGGGCCUCCCACCCUGCAAGACUAUUUUGC